CGUGUCCGGUGGUUGUUAUUAAGUGUUGUCAUCUUCAAACAUGACAAUGGCCAAUUUAAUUCGUUCCUUGGUCGUCGUCUGCACAGCUAUCCAGCUAUGCAGUGGAACAUAUUUCUGGUCCAAGCCACGGUGCGGAGGGACUGCAGUGUCUUCAAGUACCAUAACUUCGGCUUCCGUUAGGUCUUCGUCGACAAGCAAUUUCUGUACUUUGGACAAGGCGAAACAAAUUGAAUAUCUAAAAUCCCAACUGAGCAAACCCGUUUCCUGUGACGAUGAAGACAGCGCAGAACUAAACGUGGACAGUCGAGAAGAACUGAACGCCAGGGAUCACCAAUCUAUGUUCAAGCUAAAAGCACACAUCAAGGGUCGCGUUUUAAACAAAAUUUACGAGAGAAAUUUGAAAAAGAACGUUGUAAACGCCAAAACCAACAGGCUGUUAAGAUCGGGUGGUUUCAAAGCAAACGUGAGAAACAAGUUCGUUGCAACCCGGUCAUUAAGGGGAGCGCUUAAGACAAAUUACCGACAGACCAGCAGUGUAAUAAGCACCAGUAACAUAGUUGGCGUUGCCGGUAUGUUCCUGAAUUUGCCUCAAGGAUACGUGGCAAAAACAACGACCACAACGGUUACCAACUUGAUACCCGAGACCCGGGCUUACCGUUUAGGACUUAUAAGCACUACGUCGGUCAACUCGGGCACUGGGACAUAUUUAACCGGCGAUGGUGACGGCAGUUCUGACGGUAACGUGGACAUUAGCUCGGCCAACGCCUUAAGAUCUACCGUUAACGGUGGUUACGGUAGUACUACAAAUGUCAAAGAUGGACUUACAAUUCACAAUACUAAUGUAAGAAGUGCCCAGUCAAAUGGUAAUUUGUAUACAAGUUCACCAAUAGUGAAAGAUGGUCUCUCGCAACAGCAACAACGAAAACUAGAUAUCAUUAACCGCCGAGCUGUGCGUGGUUCCACAACGCCAGGAAGCACAUAUGUUAACGAUAAGAAACAAGUGGAUAUUCGAAUCCGCAAUGGUCAGUUAAAAAAGCCAGUGCACGACCCGGUUGGCGGAUCUAACAGUAAUGGAGAAGAUAAUUGUGGAAUGACGGCCCCAGCGAAAAAGACGGUUCCGAAGAAAAAUGCAAUGAACAACCCGAGGAGACAUCUAAAGAAUGUGAUGGCGAAGACUCUGAAGACGGUGGAAAGUUACAAAAAGCUGCGUUGA
Molecule: messenger RNA, 1213 nt
Organism: Adelges cooleyi (spruce gall adelgid)
Lineage: Eukaryota; Metazoa; Arthropoda; Insecta; Hemiptera; Adelgidae
Exons: 2
Coding region: 41-1213 (390 amino acids)
Source: RefSeq, a predicted model, not a curated record